GACAAAGGGCCCCUUCUGGGCCGGGAGGGCUCUAAUCCCCCUGGGGGGGAGCUCAGCCCCCCACCUCCGGGCAGUGCCCCCGCCCAGGGCUGGGAAGGGGACCUGGGGGUUCCAUGUGCCUUGGGAGGGGGUCACCCUCCCUCCCGGCUCUGGUCAGGGCUCUUCCGCGGUGAGGGUCCCCCAACAAGGCAAGGGGUGUCCCAGUACCCCCAUGCACCCAAUUCCCCCCGCCCCAGCUGCACCCAGCGGGGGGGUAAGGGGGGGUUCAGCCCACUGUGACCUUUGCCCCAGCGCAGGGGGAGGAGCGGCCACGGCCCCCCCAGCUCAGACGGCUGCUGCUGCCGCAGCCGGAGCAGUGCCUGGAGCCCUCUGCCCCGCCAAAGGCCCCCGCCAUGUGGCUGUACCUCUUGCUGGUGGUGCUGGCCUGGGCGCUGGGCUGGCUGGUGCGGGACCGCCGGACCCUGCCCUCCGUCAAAGACAAGCACGUCUUCAUCACCGGCUGCGACAGCGGCUUCGGCAACCUACUGGCGCGGCGGCUGGCCCGCCAGGGCUACCGGGUGCUGGCCGCUUGCCUGACCCAGAAAGGGGCCGACAGCCUCCAGCGGAGCUGCCCCGGCCACCUCCGCACCACCCUGCUCGACGUCACCCGCUCCGACAGCAUCCGCCGGGCCGUCGAGUGGGUGCGGGCAGAGGUGGGCGAGAAGGGUCUCUUUGGGCUGGUGAACAACGCGGGGGUGGCCAACCCCAUCGGCCCCACGGAGUGGAUGGCGAUGGAGGACUAUCGCCAGAUCAUGGCCGUCAACACCUUCGGGGUCAUCGAGGUGACGCUCCAGUUCCUGCCCCUGCUGAAGCGGGCGCGGGGCCGGGUGGUGAACACCUCCAGCGUGCUGGGCCGCCUCUCCGCCAACGGCGGCGGCUACUGCAUCUCCAAGUACUGCAUCGAGGCCUUCUCCGACAGCCUGCGGCGCGACAUGUACCACUUCGGGGUGAAGGUCAGCAUCGUGGAGCCCGGCUUCUUCAAGACGGCCGUGACCAACCUGGAGAGCAUCGAGGCGUCCCUGCGCCAGCUCUGGGACCGCCUGGCGCCCGAGACGCGGCUCAGCUACGGCGAGGAUUUCUUCCACAAGUACCUCAAGGUGCAGCGGCUCAUCAUGAACGCCAUCUGCGACACGGACCUCAGCAAGGUGACGCGCUGCAUGGAGCACGCGCUGGGCGCCCGGCACCCGCGCACCCGCUACAGCGCCGGCUGGGACGCCAAGCUGCUCUGGCUGCCCGCCUCCUACCUGCCCGCCUGCCUCGUCGACUUCGUCCUGGCCACCAUCCUGCCCAAGCCGGCCCACCGCGUCCGCUAGUCCCCUGCCGCGGCCGCCAGACCACCCCCCAAGAGCUGCGAGACCCCCCCACCCCGCCCAAGAGCUGCAAAUAAACCGCCCGCCCCGGGUGCUGUGCAAACCCCCGCCUGCGGUGCUCGACCCUGCGGCGGCACCGGGGCUGGAUGGGGUCCCCGCGUGGCUCGGGGACCGCUGGUGGCUUUACUGAGGCACACGGAGAC
Molecule: messenger RNA, 1552 nt
Organism: Phalacrocorax carbo (great cormorant)
Lineage: Eukaryota; Metazoa; Chordata; Aves; Suliformes; Phalacrocoracidae
Source: RefSeq, a predicted model, not a curated record